Molecule: messenger RNA, 3208 nt
Organism: Cydia fagiglandana
Lineage: Eukaryota; Metazoa; Arthropoda; Insecta; Lepidoptera; Tortricidae
Product: arylsulfatase J-like
Exons: 7
Coding region: 1461-3116 (551 amino acids)
Source: RefSeq, a predicted model, not a curated record
ACAUGCUCUUAGAUAGGUACUCUCUAGAUAACGGUACUUGUAAUCUUUCCGGCUACAGACAGACGACAUCAACACUUAUAUUUAGCUGCAUUAACAUUUUAAAAUAUGUUAUUGAUUUGAUAUGAAUACGAUGUGCAUGUGCGCUCAGUGCAUCUCGUACGUUAUUAUUGAUUUGUUACUUACAUAUUUACAGUAUUUGCCUAUGAUUAAAAACUUGUAUGACUUACUUAUAAACAAACAGUAAUAGUUUUAAUAAUAUAAUAAACAAUAGGAUAUUUGACUACUAGUCAAAUCGGUUUCUUUUUCCGAACUGUCAAAACACUUUUGCUACAAUGGAAUUUAUAUGAAACACUAGCAUGUGAUGUCAUAAUCAAAUUACCUACUCCUUAUAGUUUUAUGCGGGUUUAAAAAUAGGAAUUGUGUCUAAAAAUAACUGCUGUCCACGUUUUUCUCCACGUAAUCUAUUGGUGCUUUAUUUCAUGGUGUAAAAUAAUUUAUUUUAAAUACAGUCAAAUACCCUAUUAGGUAUUUAGGUUAUUUAGAAAAUGUACGUUUCAUAUGUGAAUUAGUAAUUAAACAGUAAAGAAAUACCACUGUAUAUAUCUUGCUUGUAAAUAAAUUUAAUUUCCUAUCUAAAAAAACAGUAGUAAAAAUUUUACAGCAUUAUAUUUGUGAUCUAUUAAACAAAUCGACUGUAAUAAAUGUUUGGAUAAUUUACAUAAAGUCUAAUAAAAAAAAGCAAAUAUACAUGUGAAUGAUAUAUUAUGCAUACUCGUUUUAAGCUACCUACUCGAAACUCGAAUAUACUACACUGUGCACUGACCGGCCAUUAUCUCCAUAUUUGAUACACGGACGGUAUCGGAGGUCAAUUCGAACGUACAUUUAUUUAUUUAAAUGAAAAUUAGUUAUCAUUAUAUAUCAUUAAAAUAGCGUUGGUGGCCUAGCGGUAGGAGCGUACGACUUUAAAUCCGGAGGUCGCGGGUUCAAACCGCGGCUCGUACCAAUGAAACUGAACUUAUGUACGAAAUGUCAUUUGAUAUUUACCAGUUGCUUUUCGGUGACGGAAAACAUCGUGACGAAACCGGACUAAUCCCAAUAAGGUCUAGUUUCCCCGCUGGGUUGGAAGGUCAGAUGACAGUCGCUUUCGUAAAAACUAGAGCCUUGGGAUUGGUUGUCAAGCGGACCCCAGGCUCCUAUGAGCCGUGGCAAAAUGCCGGCAUAACGCGAGGAAGAAGAAAGAAAGAGAAAAUUAGUUAUCAUUCAUGCGCGCAUUUCGCUCGUAUCUGACGCGAGGGAGACGCACGGCCGAAUGAUAACAGAGUGACAUCUUUUUGAUGUCAAAAUGUACGUUCGAAUUGGCCUUUCGGUCGGUUUCUCUCAUUCUUAUUGUGCUCUGCGAUAAUGAAGCUAGGUUUAUUUUAUGUAAUAAUAUAUUAUUUAUUUCAUAAAAAAUAAAGAUAAUGGCAGAGUGUUUGAAAACGAAAUUGGCAGUGAUUUUAUUAAUUGUGAUGACUCUCGGGGUAAGGGGUGAAAGCAAUGUGAAGCCAAAUAUAGUUUAUAUACUUGCAGAUGAUUUGGGCUGGGACGACGUGAGUUUCCACGGCUCGGAGCAGGUGCGCACGCCGAACAUAGACCUGUUGGCGCGCUCCGGCGUCGCCCUCCAGCGCUUCUACUCGCACUGCCUGUGCACGCCCUCGCGAUCGGCGCUGCUUACUGGAAAACAUGCCUAUACUUUGGGCAUGCAAGGUUAUCCUCUCGUGCAGAGUGAGGACAGAUUUCUACCGCUAAACGAGAAGAUUUUACCACAAUAUCUGAAGGAGUUGGGUUAUUCAACGCAUUUGGUGGGAAAGUGGCAUGUGGGUAUGUGUCGGUCAGCGGCUCUGCCCACAGCGCGUGGCUUCGACACACACUUCGGGCACCGGGGCGGGUAUAUUGAUUACUAUGAGUACACGAUUGAGGAGUCGUGGAGCUCUGGGACCGUGUCCGGCUACGACUUGUACAGGAAUGAGACCCCCGCGUGGGACUCGACGGGCUAUGUCACCGACCUGUACACCCGGGAGGCUACAUCAAUUAUCGAAGCUCACGACCCGUCGUCGCUGCUGUUCCUGAUGGUGGCGCACAACGCGCCCCACGGCGGCAACGACGGCGCCAUCUUGCAGGCGCCGCCGGACGAGGUGCGCCGCAUGCGCCAUAUCGAGUCACAACAGCGGCGCAUACUGGCAGCUAUGGUUAAAAAACUGGAUGACAGCGUAGGCGAUAUAGUAAAAUCACUUUCCGAUAAAGGGAUAUUAAACAACACCAUCAUAGUGUUCACAUCGGACAACGGUGGCAUGACGUCGGGGAACUCCCUGAAUUAUGGAUCUAAUUGGCCGCUGAGAGGGAUUAAAAUGUCUCCAUUCGAAGGCGCCGUGAGGGUAACCGGACUUUUGUGGAAGGCAAACUUAAAUCCGGUGAGCCGGGCUUGGAAUGGGUAUAUGCAUAUUUCAGACUGGCUCCCGACUUUGCUCCACGCAGUGGGUGCCGACCCUCCGCCAGGUAUAGACGGGUUUAAUCAAUGGGACAACAUUAUUACAAAUGCGACAUCCAAGCGUAAUGAAAUAGUUGAAAUCGAUGACUACCAAGGUUUCUAUAUGAUUAUAUCGGCAGAGUACAAAUUAAUAACAGGGAGUGUGAUAAAAGAAUACAGUAAUUAUCAGGGCCACGAUCUUAGGGGGAUUAUUGGCAGCCCCAGCCCUCCCUCAUACGUUGAUGUUGUAAAAAAGAGCACUAUGUAUUCUGUUCUUCGCAAUUCUGGUCUGGAAGUGAAUAUGGCCGAUGAUGAAAUGAGGAAGAGAUACAAAUACAAAAUUGAUUGUUUGAAAAGAAGCGAAGAACGAGAUGUGUCAUUAUGUUACCCUGAAAAUGGAACCGUCUGUCUUUACAAUAUCAUUGAAGAUCCUUGCGAAACGAAGGACAUCUCAAAACUAUAUCCAGACAUCGUGCAGAAACUGCUUCAGAAAUUGGAAACCGAGAAGAAUAGAACAAUACCUAGGAUCCUGCCCUUGGUGCGAGACCCUAGGUCUCACCCGAACCAGUUUAACUAUGCCUGGUCGACUUGGGCAGAACAUAUUAAAUAAAUCAAGUCAGAAUUAUUGGAGGUGGUAUAUGUGAUGUGUAUGUGUUUGAGGAUCAGUAGGAAGUAGGAACUUAGUUAUUACGACACAUGUGA